ACAACAACAAACUGAAGCGAUGCGCAACUUUCCAGCAGGCUAUCUAUUUUUUGUGAGUGAUCGCUGUUAUCAAUGGUGAAAUCCAAGAGGUACAGACAUUUGAAGUAAUUUUCCACACAUAUUUGCGUGAGACAUUUAUGGGAGGUUUAGCAUUGAAAGAAGCACAGCGCCGUUUAAAUAUUUGUCUGGUCAAUAGUGUUUAAGAUUAACUCGCGAUAAAUUCGUACUUAUAGUCUUAUUCUACAUGUUACGUACAGCAGGAAACGUUUGAGUAGGCCAUAGGUAUUGGAGUGAUUUCAAAAGUUCUUAUUUUAAGUGAGUAAAUCUGUUCAAAGGUCAGGUUUUGGGAAAUCCUCAAGCAGAAAGAGGUGAAGCUAAAGUUUCUAUUCCUACCAUGAUCAGAACUCAUUAAGAUUGAUCUUAAGAUAAGAAAGAAAGAUUAUGGACAUCACAGAGGUGGAAGAACACAUCACCGUGAAGUAUGAAAUCAAGAGAAGACUUGGAAAAGGGGCAUAUGGAAUUGUUUGGAAAGCUGUGGACAGAAAAACAGGAGAGACUGUUGCUGUGAAGAAAAUAUUUGACGCUUUCAGGAAUCGAACAGAUGCUCAGAGAACAUUCAGAGAAAUAAUGUUCCUUCAGGAGUUUGGGGACCAUCCUAACAUAAUCAAAUUACUGAAUGUAAUCAGAGCCCAAAAUGACAAAGAUAUUUACCUUGUGUUUGAAUAUAUGGACACAGAUCUGCAUGCAGUAAUAAAGAAAGGAAAUCUGUUGAAAGACAUUCAUAAGUGUUAUAUAAUGUACCAGCUUCUUAAAGCGACAAAAUACCUUCAUUCAGGCAAUGUCAUACAUAGGGACCAAAAGCCAUCCAACAUGCUACUAGACUCAGAUUGCUUUGUGAAGCUGUGCGACUUUGGCUUGGCAAGAUCCCUGUACCAGAUCCAAGAGGAUGCUGUCAACCCCGCCAUGACAGAGUAUGUAGCAACAAGAUGGUACAGGGCCCCUGAAAUUCUCCUGGGAUCCACUAGGUACACUAAAGGUGUUGAUAUGUGGAGUGUGGGAUGCAUCCUGGCAGAGAUGCUCUUGGGCAAGCCGCUCUUCCCUGGGACUUCAACCAUUAAUCAAAUCGAGAAAAUCUUAAGUGCCAUUCCACAUCCUUCUACAGAGGAUGUAUUGGCCAUCAGAUCAGAGUAUGGGGCUUCGGUGAUUCAGAGAAUGCUGCUUAGACCACAGGUUCCAUUAGAUGAAAUUCUGCCGCCAUCAGUACCACCUGAUGCUCUUGAUUUAGUGCAACGCCUGCUUGUUUUUAAUCCAGACAAGAGACUUAAUGCAGAGGAAGCUCUGCAGCACCCUUAUGUGUCCAAAUUUCACAAUCCUGCCCGAGAACAAAGUCUGAACUAUGAUGUCAUUCUACCAGUGGACGAUGACGUCCAACUCUCUGUUACUCAGUACCGAAACAAGCUCUAUGAGAUGAUCCUGGAGAAAAGGACCUGUCGACAAAUGCAAAAACAACCUUAUUUCAAGAAGAAAAUAGUGGAAACCACAGAAGUGAACGGAAACAGUGGAAUGGACAAAAGCAAAGAAACUUUUCAGGGGGAAGGCAUGCAUGGAGAGGAAGGAGAUAAUGAGAGGAAAUCUCCCAAAGACAAGAGGAGCCAUAAUGGAACUGCACCGGUUAUUGCAAAACCUCUCAGUAGGCCUGAGCAAACACACACAGCUAUUGAGAACACCAGCCCAGCAGUGAGCCCCAAUGCAGUCAAAAAGUCCUAUAACCCCAUCACACACAUGCCAAGAGUACCUCAUCUUCACCGAAUCGGAAAGAGGAUUCAGGAUUCUGGAAGUGGACUACCUAUAGAUGGGGCUAAUGGCUUUGUGGGUGUUGACCAGCGUGGUCGUUCUGCUCCUGUGACACGCACUCGCUCUUUCUCUCUCACACUAGCACAGCCCCAAAACAAUCCUUUGCUUCGCAAGGAUGAACCCACUGUUUCCCCUGGGCUAUGUGUCACUUCUGCUCGCCUGAACCAGCGUUCUAAUUCGCAGUCACGUGAUGCCAAGCCUCCUCCAAGGUUUAGCAAGAAGGUGUUCCAGAGUAAUUCAAAUGUUUCUGCAGCUGGAGAUCCUCGCGCCAAACUAGGCAGUUACUCUCAGGCGUACGGGACUAUCAGCAAGACCGGACUGGACAAUCUUUUUAGGAAUUACCACCAGUUUUAAAAUAUAUGGUGUUUUGGAAUCUCCCAGAUCAAAUAGAAAUGACUGUCAUUGAGUCUGUGGAUUUUACAUACAUUUAACACAUUAAUGCCUAACUAACUCAGUCAUCAGAUGCUGUGAAGUAUAUUGCCAUUAUGGAAAUCCCAGAUUAGUGCUGCCAAUGACAUGAUUCUGAUCAGUUUAUAUUCAGGUGUCAACUUCUUGUUUGUAAAUAUGCGGUGAAAAUAUUGAUUAAACUAAAGAAUCUCUUAGAAUUAAAAGG
This is a messenger RNA of Xyrauchen texanus (razorback sucker), 2467 nucleotides long. It is a transcript of the gene mapk15, whose product is annotated as mitogen-activated protein kinase 15. Gene Ontology annotation, molecular function: MAP kinase activity; ATP binding. Gene Ontology annotation, biological process: protein phosphorylation; intracellular signal transduction. The record is from RefSeq and is a predicted model, not a curated record. Gene Ontology annotation, cellular component: cytoplasm; nucleus. The transcript has 14 exons. The coding region runs from base 442 to 2208 and encodes 588 amino acids. Lineage: Eukaryota; Metazoa; Chordata; Actinopteri; Cypriniformes; Catostomidae.